AUGUGCCGGGGUCAAACUAUGGAGUUUGCGUCUCGCUGCGUGGUGCUGGUGGACCCUUACUCCACGGGAGCCAUGCUGGCACCCGAGUUGGACCUCCGAGGCUAUGGCGUGAUUGCCCUGUGGACCAAGGAGUGUGGCGAGAACCGCUGGCACCUGCCCAAGGCGGCCGAGGGUUUCCCAGAGAAGUUCCUGGCAGAGGUGGACGAGCAAGACACUCUGGCUGAGACCGCCUUCGUGCUGCGCAAGGCGGCCGGAGAAGAGCCGCUGGCGAUGAUCUGCGGAGGUGAGACUGGGGUGAAAUUGGCCGACGCCUUGUCAGAGCACAUGGGCCUGCGGGGCAACACCACGACCGGCGGCAUGGCGAACCGCCGCGACAAGCAGGUGCAGCAGGACGCUGUGAGGGACUUCGGCCUGCGCUCGGUGCGCUCAGUGUGUGGCAGGGCCUGGCAGGAAGUGAAGGACUUUGCAGAGACGGAGGUGCUGCCGAUGAUCGUGAAGCCCGUGGAGUCUGCUGGCUCUGAUGGGGUGAAGCUUUGCCACAGCCUGGCAGAGGUGGAGGAGCACUUCCAACUGCUCAUGACAUCUCAGCGCAAGUGUGGCGCCCAGGGCGCCGCCGUCUUGUUGCAGGAGUAUCUCAAGGGCACGGAAUACAUUGUGGAUCAUGUCUCCCGUGAUGGCGUGCACAAGACCACCAUGGUCUGGGUCUACGACCGUCGCCCUGCCAACGGCGCGGGCUUCGUGUGCUUCGGGCAGCAGUGCGUCUUGCCCGACAGCCCCGUAGCCCAGCAACUCAUCGCCUACACUCGCGGCUGUUUGGAUGCCUUGCGCAUCACCAACGGCGCCACUCACACGGAGGUGAUGAUGACCGAGACUGGACCCUGCCUGGUGGAAGUCAACAGCCGUUGCCAUGGCGCGGCGGGUUCUUGGAUGCCCUUGGCGCGAGCCAUGGCGGGCUACACGCAGGUGGAUGCGUGCGUGGACGCCUUUCUGGAUGCCAAGGCCUUCAAUGGCCUUCCGGAUGUGCCGCCUGCGUUUCGGGCCUCUGGGCAGGUGUCCAUGCUGGUGUCGUACCAUGAUGGCCAGGUGGAAGCCACGCAGUUCCAGAAGGUUCGAGAGCUCCAGUCUGUGGUAUUUCUGGAGGAGAACCUUCAUGCCGGUCAUCGAGUGGAGAAGACCAUUGAUCUCUUCAGCCUCGUCGGAAUGUGUGUCUUGGUGCACUCCGAUCCUGCCGUGCUCGCCAGCGAUCUCGCCUGCAUCCGUCAGAUGGAGCACGAUGGCUCCCUCUUUGUGUUGGCCAACUGA
This is a messenger RNA of Effrenium voratum, 1302 nucleotides long. Lineage: Eukaryota; Dinophyceae; Suessiales; Symbiodiniaceae. The record is from the annotation of a GenBank genome assembly.